AUGGAUUACGAUCCAACGCACCCAUUUCUUCAACGAAAUGAUAAAGCUUUCAAGAAGUUCUUCAAUGUCGAAUCUGAAUUCAUGGCUGCUCAAGGUUACUCUCAUAAUGCAGAAAAGGCCAUUACCCGAAGCAUCGUAGUUACUCUCAUUGAAAUGCUCUCAAAAGGUUCCGAUUAUGAUGCAUUCAUUCCCUACCUUGCUGUGAAUUACCUUGAUCGAAUGUUGUCGAGGAAAAGCCAUUUACCAGCUCUAGAAAGAAAUCCGUGCAAGAACACAAAGCUCUUUGCAAUUUGUUGUUUUACACUUGCUUCAAAGACGAGGAACGGGAACUUCUCUGUUCCUAAUUUCUUGUGUCAAUCCACUCUUGCUUUUGGAGAUGGAGCGUCGUAUACUGACCAUGCUGGAAUGGCGAAUGCAAUCCUUGACUGCAAUAAACUUCUUGGAAUACUUCUAUCCUUUCUUCAAACUGAGUUCAAGCCAUCAAUAAUCGCGGCAUCAGCAGUUCUCAGUGCUUCAUUCGAGGCGUUUCCAGCGCAAGUCCUUCAACGUGCAGAGGAUGCCUUGUUGCUGUGCAUGGAAGCAAUGGAAAUUGAGGUCCAGCAGGAUCUGGAGGGACUCAAGGAAGUAGUAAAACUUGAUGAAGCAAAGAAAAUUGAGGAAGAGGAAGCAAGUAAAAUCAGGGAAGCGAAAAGAAUGGAGGAAAUCAAGGAACUUUGGGAACAAGGGAAAAAAUUUACAGAAGACAUGAAAAUUGUGGAAGCCAAGAAAAAAGAGGAAACAAAGAAAAAAGAGGAAGCCAAGAAGGAAAAGAAAGAGGAGGAUAAGAAUAUGGGGAAGAAAGUAGAUUAUGCGAAAAAAAUUGUGGAAGACAGGAAAGCAGACAAAGCGAAGGGUGUUAAAGAAGACACAAGCACGGCGAAGAGAUUUAUUGAAAAUUUAUUAAUUAAGGAAGCGCAUAAAAUGGUGAAAGCCGCAAAAAUAGAAUAA
This is a messenger RNA of Camellia sinensis, 987 nucleotides long. The record is from RefSeq and is a predicted model, not a curated record. Lineage: Eukaryota; Viridiplantae; Streptophyta; Magnoliopsida; Ericales; Theaceae.